This is a messenger RNA of Calliphora vicina (urban bluebottle blowfly), 1074 nucleotides long. RefSeq names its product rho guanine nucleotide exchange factor 25-like. Gene Ontology annotation, biological process: axon guidance. The transcript has 6 exons. Gene Ontology annotation, molecular function: guanyl-nucleotide exchange factor activity. NCBI's taxonomy places the organism in Eukaryota, Metazoa, Arthropoda, Insecta, Diptera, Calliphoridae. Bases 1 to 909 code for a protein of 302 amino acids. Gene Ontology annotation, cellular component: cytoplasm; extrinsic component of membrane. The record is from RefSeq and is a predicted model, not a curated record.
AUGGAAGGUUUAUCAAAUCCACUUAUAGCCGAAUUAAUAGCCACUGAAGAGUGCUAUAUAAAUACAUUGAACAAAGUUGUCAGUGGCUACAUGGUUGAGUACUUUAAUGAAAUUAGUAAAAUUCCUGUACCUGAAGAUUUGAAGAAAUACGAUGCUGAUUCGAUAUUUGGCAAUAUUACUGAAAUCCAUGAUUGGCAUAAAAAUUAUUUUUUAGAAGCAUUGAAGGACAAUUCAGAUUCUUUUCCUGGUUUGAGUAAAGUUUUCAUCCAGAAUAAAUCUCAAUUUGACAUGUAUCAAAAAUACAUCAGCAAUAUACCAAUAUCGAAUUAUCUGAUCGAAAAGUACAUUAAUUAUUUUGAUCAAAUCCAAAAGAUGUUGAAGCAAAAAAAUAGUAUAAAAGACUUCAUUAGAGCUCCCGCACAAAGAAUAUGUCGUUUCAAAAUGCUGCUCAAUGAAAUUGUAAAACAGCUUACAAAUAAAAAUUUAGUUGAGGAUGCAAACUGUAUAAAAGAAGCAUUAACCAUGAUUGAGAAUUGUUUUUACGAAUUAGAUAAAAUACCCUGUUUUACUGAUUUAACAAAGUUCGAUGGUAUUUUAUUGGCCCAAGGAAAACUUUUACAUUGCGGUUCUCUAAUGUGUACCUACAAUGGGAAACUACGCCAAUUAUACGUAUUUAUUUUCAGGCGGUUGAUCUUAUUUACGAAAAGGAAACAACAUAAAUAUAGCAGUAUUUACAAGUCUUAUCUGCAGAUACCGAUAAAUAUGUUGGAACUGAAGGAGUUGAACAAUAGCACGUUUUCCCUUCAAGUAACGGAUCCGAAUAAACCCAAAUACAGUAUUAUUUGUGAGAGCAACGCAGAGGAUCUUUAUACAAAAUGGAUACAGAUCAUUAAACAGCAAAUAGAGUAAUUAAAUUAAUUUUCAUUAAGAUAUUGUGCAUCAGAUAUCAGAAGAUUGUUAUUGUAAAAAGUAAUAUAUAUAUGUAUGUACAUUAGGGAUAUAACUAUUGACAUUUUUUGCAAAAAUGCAAAUUGGCAUAGCAUAGUCGAAUAGAGCAUUACAAAAUAUGAAAAA